Messenger RNA from Danio aesculapii, 1133 nucleotides. Its product is annotated as 1-phosphatidylinositol phosphodiesterase-like. Bases 197 to 1069 code for a protein of 290 amino acids. The transcript has 3 exons. Gene Ontology annotation, molecular function: phosphoric diester hydrolase activity. Gene Ontology annotation, biological process: lipid metabolic process. The record is from RefSeq and is a predicted model, not a curated record. NCBI's taxonomy places the organism in Eukaryota, Metazoa, Chordata, Actinopteri, Cypriniformes, Danionidae.
CAUUCUAAAUCUUUUAACUACUCAACUAUAAGGUCUUGUUGACAUUGCAUGUCUAGAUGCCAAUUCUUUUCUGCUUGUAUUGAAUAUCUAUUUCGUCCAUUUAUUUUCUAUGCAAUGCAGACUGGCACCAGUGUUUAGCAGUGCUGUGAUUUAGCAGUUGUUUCUCGUCACACACCAGGAAACUUGAGCUCAGGCAAUGGAGAUGGGAGUAGCUGUUAAAGUUCUCUGUGUCUUUGUGCUUCUGCUGCACAACAGCAUUCAACAAGUGUUCAAUGACAGGGUGAAUCUCAUUCUUCCUGCAGAUUAUAACAUUGGCUGGAUGAGAACUCUGGAUGAUAAUAAAUUAAUUUCUAGCAUCUCCAUUCCUGGCACUCAUGCCAGCUUGGCUGUUCAUGGAGGACCAGAAGCAGAAUGUCAGUCGUGGUCACUGGAGAGCCAGCUGAAGGCUGGCAUACGCUACCUGGAGUUGAGUGUGUCUGGAAGAGACCUGAAAGUUGUGCAUGGACUGUUUUCUCAACAUACAACGUUCGUUAAGGUUCUCGACACCCUUAAGAAAUUCUUGUCUGUAUAUACAUCUGAGGCAGUGGUAGUCCAAGUUAAGCAUGUGUCAAAGGACCGGUUUCCAGUUAGGGUGCUUAAUCAACUUAAAAAUGAUCCUGAUUGUUGGGUUAGUAAUAAAGUACCCCAAAUUAAAGAAGUUAGAGGAAAGAUUGUUUUUGUUCAGAAAAAUGACUUUAAACUGGGAAUCUCUCUGAUAGAAACUGAUGAAGAGGAUGACUAUAAAGUAAGCCAUAUUGGAGUAAAGGAAGCUAAAAUUACCAGGCAUCUGAAUGAGGCUUUAAAAGACUGUAAAGCUGAUAUUGCUGUGCUGAGCUAUUCAAGCGGCACAGGCUGGCCUGUACUGAGACUAGAUUACACUCCUAAAGCGGUAGCAAAAAAGAUAAACCCCUGGCUAUAUGAUUAUCUUGGAGGCAUUUUUUCACCGACUUCAAAACGUUGUUUUGGGAUCUUAGCGAUGGACUUUCCAGGCUUUGCUUUGAUACAACGAAUCAUUGGUUUUAACCACUAGUUAUUUAAGAACAUUUGUUAGUCACUUUGAUUUUGUCAUGUCAGUGAUUUAGCAUUAUAACUGG